Messenger RNA from Jaminaea rosea, 1591 nucleotides. Its product is annotated as MRG-domain-containing protein. The transcript has 5 exons. Bases 241 to 1383 code for a protein of 380 amino acids. The record is from RefSeq and is a predicted model, not a curated record. Gene Ontology annotation, biological process: regulation of DNA-templated transcription; chromatin organization. Gene Ontology annotation, cellular component: NuA4 histone acetyltransferase complex; Rpd3S complex; nucleus. Lineage: Eukaryota; Fungi; Basidiomycota; Exobasidiomycetes; Microstromatales.
CUCGAGCGCAGCAGGGCAAUCCAAUCGAGACCUCCAUCCGAAGUUGCCUUCCCUCUUUCCAACCAAACGGACGCGCCGAUUCGUUCCAUCAUUUGGUCUGACAUACCGACCAUAUCAUCUUCAUCACACGACCGGUCGUCCUCUUCUUCCUGCUACAGCUCCCCUCGAUACCCAUUUGCGCGCAUCACCCCACAAAAGACGCGAUCUGACUUUACCUUGCAGCGCUGCAACGACACGACGAUGAACUUCAGCGCGAAUGAGAAGGUCCUCUGUUAUCAUGGGCCUCUCAUCUACCAAGCCAAGGUCCUCGAAGCCGAAAUCUGGACAGGCGUAGACCCGUCAGAAGGCGGCUACACUGGGCCGCACUACUUUGUCCACUACCAGGGAUGGAAGCAAUCCUGGGACGAAUGGGUCCCAGAGUCGCGCAUGCUCAAGCUCAACGACGAGAACAUCGCUCGUCAGAAAGCUCUCGUCGCCGCUGCCAAACAGAAGUCAGAUGCAGCAAAAGAAUCGUCCGCCUCGUCUUCAGCAGCCGCAGCCUCCUCGAGCAAAGCAGGCUCCUCUUCCACCUCUGCCGCCUCCCGCUCCCGCCCACGGGACUCGGACGAGUCCUCCUCCAAGCGUCGCAAUGCUACAGGCGGCGCUGCUGGAGGGGAUGCGCGAGGAGCAAAGAGGGCUCGAGGCGGGGCAGGAAGUGCGGAUCUGGCAAAUGGAGCAGGGGGAGGAGCUGCUGGAGCGCUGGACGAUGAGUACUUGAGGAAGCCGGAGAUCAAGAUUGUCAUCCCGGAUAGCCUCAAGGUGCAGCUUGUCGAUGAUUGGGAGAAUGUGACGAAGAAGAACAUGCUCGUCCAGCUGCCGAAGAAGCCGAACGUACGUGAGGUCCUCAAGCUUUACCGCGACAAUGUGGUGCAGAGAAAAAAGGCGGCGAAAACUGGCGGGUCUAGCAGCAGUAACAGCGCAGGAGGAGGCGUAGCGCAGAGCACGCCUCUUGCCGUCGUGGACGAGGUGUUGCAGGGGUUGGAGGUCUACUUCGACAAGAGCCUGGGCAACAACUUGCUCUACCGCUUUGAGAGGCAGCAGUUCCUCAAGCACAAGAAAGGGGGGGCAGGGGCAGCGGGAGCAGCGGCGGGGGCAACGGCGGACAAGAGCGCUGCGGCGGAUGAUCGUCAGCCCAGCGAGAUCUACGGCGCUGAGCAUCUGCUGCGACUCUUUGUGAACCUUCCCUCGAUCAUCGCACACACGACGAUGGAUAGCGAGUCGGUAGGCAUCCUACGAGAGCACCUCGAUGACUUCCUCGCCUUCAUGGUCAAGGAGAAACCCAAGCUCUUCGGAAAAUACUACAUCGAGACGAGCCCGGAGUAUUCGAGGCUUAGUGGGAUCUGAGAGGUCGGCUGAGUUGGACAUGCAGCGGGCCCAGGGAGGACGGCAGGUCAAUCAGGAGGCAACCUCACAUCUUUUCCCUCUUUGUGCUACUCUAUCCUAUUGCCCAUCUUCUGCCCCUCUCGAUCAAUCGUCAAAGUCCAACUGCCCUGUCUCAACCAACUCGUGCAGAAAGGUACACAGCGAGAACACUGGCAGGCCUACGACAUUG